Durio zibethinus is the source of this 1619-nucleotide messenger RNA. RefSeq names its product cytochrome P450 78A5-like. NCBI's taxonomy places the organism in Eukaryota, Viridiplantae, Streptophyta, Magnoliopsida, Malvales, Malvaceae. The record is from RefSeq and is a predicted model, not a curated record. Gene Ontology annotation, molecular function: iron ion binding; heme binding; monooxygenase activity.
UUUAGCUUUUUCUGAUCUAUAAUCGAUCUUUCUUCCACUUUUGCAAAAUGAAGUUUUUGAUGCUAACAAUUAACCUCUCUCUGUUGCUCUUUUGCUAUGUUGUCACAACACACCAAACCCCAUGGCCUCUCACUCUACUUAUGUUCUCGUUCUUAUCUGUUUCACCUUUCUUCCUUAACUACUGGCUAGUCCCUGGAGGCUUUGCAUGGAGAAACCACCAUGUCUACUCUCCACAGCUUCGUGGUCCAGUCGGUUGGCCACUGCUUGGAACCUUGCCUCUAAUGGGUUCACAUGCUCAUCGUAAGUUAGCCAACAUGGCUGCUUCACUAGGUGCAUCUAGGCUCAUGGCAUUUAGUAUUGGAACAACGCGAGUGAUCAUCAGUAGUCACCCUGACACAGCCAGGGAAAUCCUUUCCGGGUCCUCAUUUUCAGACCGCCCAAUCAAGGAGUCAGCUCGUUUGCUGAUGUUCGAACGUGCCAUUGGGUUUGCACCCUCUGAUAAAUACUGGCACCACCUUCGCAGGAUUGCUGCGAACCAUAUGUUCUCCCCUAGGAGGAUUUCUUGUCUAGAGUCCCUGCGCCAACAAGUGGCUGAUGAAAUGGUGGUGGAAGUAAGGAAGGGAAUGGAAGAGAACGGGUUGGUAGAGUUGAGGGAGAUAUUACAAAAGGGUUCUUUGAGUAAUAUAUUACAGAGUGUGUUUGGGAGUUCUGGAUGUUUUGAGAGGAAGGAGCUAGGGUUAAUGGUGAAAGAAGGGUAUGAAUUAAUAAGUUUAUUCAACUGGGAGGACUAUUUCCCUCUAAGGUUUUUGGACUUUCACGGUAUGAAAAGAAGGUGUCAUAAGUUGUCAGGCAAAGUAAGAAGUGUUGUGGGUCGAAUUGUGAAAGAAAGAAAAAAGGGUGGAGAUCUGGUCAAUGGUGGAAAUGACUUUCUUACUGCUUUGUUAGCUUUGCCUAAAGAGGAUCAAUUGAGUGAUUCGGACAUGGUUGCUGUAUUGUGGGAAAUGAUAUUUCGGGGUACCGACACAGUUGCUAUACUCCUGGAAUGGAUCAUGGCUAGGAUGGUUUUGCACCAAGACAUCCAAGCUAAAGUCCAGCAAGAGAUUGACGCUUGCAUCGGCAACCGCUGCGGCCAUGUUCAAUACUUUGAUAUCCCAAAUCUCCCCUACCUCCAAGCAGUAGUGAAAGAGGUUCUCAGGAUGCACCCUCCGGGCCCACUGCUCUCAUGGGCCCGCCUAGCCACCCAUGAUGUCGAUGUGGGGAAGUGCUUCAUUCCAGCUGGCACAACCGCAAUGGUCAACAUGUGGGCCAUAACCCAUGACCCAUCUAUUUGGAAGGAUCCAUGGAGGUUCAGGCCUGAAAGGUUUGUCGAAGAGGAAGAUGUUUCCAUCAUGGGCUCGGAUCUGAGGCUUGCGCCUUUUGGAUCAGGUCGAAGGGUCUGCCCUGGUAAGGCACUAGCGUUAGCCACCGUGCAAUUGUGGCUUGCACGGUUGCUCCACUCUUUCAGGUGGCUCCCGGGGGCGCAAAACGUCGAUCUGUUGGAGACUCUGAGACUUUCUCUUGAAAUGAAAAAACCAUUAGUAUGUCAAGUGAUUCCCCGAACAGCACAACAUGUUCCAUGA